ACGUCGCCCUCGCAGAAUUCCAUCGAGAACAUGGGCUUCGAUGGCGUCGUGGCGGCGUUGACCCCAUUCAUUCCACCCUUUAUGCGCGUGAAUGCUCAAACUGUGGAGGAGAUCAAAGCAAUGUGCCCGUCACUUGCGCAGCUGAAGAGCGUCAUGACGUGGCAGACCCUCAAGUACACGUUGAUCGUCGCCGUGUGGACGGCGGGACUGGUGUACUCCGGAAAACACGACAUGGUGACGCUGUACAUCAUCGCUUCACUGUUCUACCUAAUCAUGGCGAACCUUGGCGACAAAGAGAAAGACUCGGUGACAGUCGAUGAGAACGGUCAUGCAGUUCGGAUCCCCAGUGCGUACUCUGUGUUCAACAAUCGAGCGCAGCGGCUGGCAGGGCAACUCACGACCGAGCACUUUGAACAGCAAAUCCGUAACCGCGGCCCCAUGCACGACGAGGACGACGAAGGUAGUGGCGACGAGGACGACCCCGACCUUCGCGAAGCGCUGCGACAGUCGCUGGCGUUCGCCAACGCUGGACCAGGCCACAGGCUAGGUGGCGGCGUUCAUCGUCGAUAAGUUAGGCCAAUCCACGAUAGCUCUUUAACUACAUGGCACGUGCAGCGACUGGUUCACGUUAACACGCUCCUGCUACUUGAGCGCCUUGCCAAGGACGUCAAUUUGACCUUGCACUUCUC
Aphanomyces invadans is the source of this 689-nucleotide messenger RNA. RefSeq lists its product as hypothetical. The record is from RefSeq and is a predicted model, not a curated record. The transcript has a single exon. Lineage: Eukaryota; Oomycota; Saprolegniomycetes; Saprolegniales; Verrucalvaceae. Bases 31 to 570 code for a protein of 179 amino acids.